Messenger RNA from Chrysoperla carnea, 1078 nucleotides. Its product is annotated as protein KTI12 homolog. Bases 230 to 1078 code for a protein of 282 amino acids. The transcript is spliced from 4 exons. The record is from RefSeq and is a predicted model, not a curated record. NCBI's taxonomy places the organism in Eukaryota, Metazoa, Arthropoda, Insecta, Neuroptera, Chrysopidae.
UGGGAAUUUUUGUAACCUUCAAAGUGUAAUUUGAGUGGAUAAUUUCUCAUAUUUACACUGUUAAAAAAAGACACAUUAAAAAAGAUGGUACGCCAAUGUAAAAAAUAACAAACAUAAGUGACAUAAAUCAAAGGACUACGUAAAAAGUGAGGUUAAAAUUAUCGAGUCGUCAAUAAACAGAAACAGAACCAAACAGACCUGACGAUACAUGUGAUAAAAUAAAAGCAAAAUGCCGUUAAUAAUUUUAUCGGGAAUUCCAAGUAGCGGAAAAACAACUCGUGCUAAAGAGUUACAAGAGUAUUUUGAAAAAAAGAAUGUCAAAGUAAUUGUGGUAUCUGAAACGGAUGCUAUUUCAAAAGCUGGCUUUACUAAAGAUACAUUUUAUUCAGAUUCUCAAAAAGAAAAGCAUAUUCGUGGUGUAUUAAAAUCGGAAGUUCAACGUUUAAUCAACUCUGAUACCGUCGUAAUAUUCGAUGGCAGUAAUUAUAUAAAAGGCUAUCGAUAUGAAUUGUACUGUGUUGCGAAAGCUGUGAAAUGCACUCAAUGUACAAUUCAUUGUGAGAUCAAUAUUGAAGAAGCUUUUCGAUUUAAUCAAUUACGAGACGAUCAAUAUUCGCGAAGUACAUUUGAUGAACUUGUAAUGCGAUAUGAAACACCUGAUGGACAAAAUCGUUGGGACGCACCAUUAUUUGUUGUUUUUCCUGGUGAUUUAUUAAAUUUUGAGGCAAUUAAUGAUUGUUUAUUUAAUAAAAAACCCCCACAGCCGAAUAUGUCUACACAGAAUGCUCCAUUAAAUUCAACAAAUUUUUUGUAUGAAUUAGAUAAGAUUACACAAGAAAUAAAUCAAGCAAUAUUAGCAGCUUUACGUUUAGGUUUCUCAGAGAAUAUACGCUUACCAGGUGUCUCACGUGAUUUAACAAUGGAUUGCGGUGGUAUAAAUGCAACACAAUUGACACAAUUACGUCGACAAUUUAUGACAUACACUAAAAUGCAUCCAGCUGAUGUGAAUACAAUACCAAAUUUAUAUGUACAGUUUUUAAAAAGUUCAAAUUUAGACGUACAUGUCCACGUAUUUUAA